Messenger RNA from Oncorhynchus nerka (sockeye salmon), 1599 nucleotides. RefSeq names its product potassium channel subfamily K member 15-like. The coding region runs from base 78 to 1349 and encodes 423 amino acids. The transcript is spliced from 2 exons. Gene Ontology annotation, biological process: stabilization of membrane potential; potassium ion transmembrane transport. The record is from RefSeq and is a predicted model, not a curated record. Gene Ontology annotation, cellular component: plasma membrane. Lineage: Eukaryota; Metazoa; Chordata; Actinopteri; Salmoniformes; Salmonidae. Gene Ontology annotation, molecular function: potassium ion leak channel activity; outward rectifier potassium channel activity.
UGUUGUGUACACCGGUCUCUCUUCCGGAACACACCCACUCUCCUCUCAGUGCCCACUCGAGUUCGCUCGGAGUGAGGAUGAAGGUGCAGAACAUUCGGACCCUUUCUCUCAUCCUGUGUAUGAUAUCCUACCUGCUUGUGGGAGCCGCGGUGUUCGACGCCCUCGAGUCCGAGACCGAGAGCUCGAAGAAAAAAAUCCUGGAACAAAAGCGCAAUGAGCUGAAGAAGAAGUACGGAUUCACUCAGGACGACUACCGGGAGAUCGAGAGAGUGGUUCUACAGUCGGAGCCACAUCGCGCGGGGAGACAGUGGAAAUUUGCGGGAUCUUUUUACUUUGCCAUCACUGUUAUCACAACAAUUGGUUAUGGACAUGCUGCUCCAGGCACAGACUCUGGCAGGACAUUCUGCAUGUUCUAUGCUGUUCUGGGCAUCCCACUGACGCUGGUCAUGUUCCAGAGCAUGGGGGAGAGGAUCAACACGUUAGUCCGCUACCUCCUAUGCAGGCUCAAGUGCUGCAUGGGAUUACGGUGGACUGAUGUGUCCAUGGGGAACAUGGUGCUGGUGGGCCUCCUGUCCUGCAUGAGCACCCUCUGUGUUGGGGCAGCAGCCUUCUCCCACUUUGAGGGCUGGACCUUCUUCCAUGCCUACUACUACUGCUUCAUCACGCUCACCACCAUCGGCUUUGGGGACUUUGUGGCCCUGCAGAAGAAGGAGGCCCUCCAGAGGAGGAUUCCCUAUGUGGCCUUCAGCUUCAUGUACAUCCUGGUGGGGCUGGCUGUGAUCGGGGCUUUCCUGAACCUGGUGGUGCUGCGCUUCCUCACCUAUAGCACACAGGAGGGAACCAGGAGCCUGGAGGUGGAGCGAGAGGAGCAGGCAGCAGUGCCUACGAGGCCAUGGGGUGGGAAGGCGGUGGAGGAGGCAGAUGUGGAAGCAUCAGCACGGGACAGAGUUGAUGGGAUGGAGCAGAAAGAAGCUGAGGAUGGGCAUAGUAGCCGCUGCAAUUUCUCCCUUUCCAUGGAUGGAGGCACCAGUCGUACCAACCUCAUCCCCUGUCCAUCUGAGGAGCUCAGGGGGACCCCUGGGGUCAGGGAAUCUGCUAAGCACCCUGAGUUCUGCAUCAGCGCCCUCUGCUCCUGUAUGUGCUUCAGGCUGUGUGCCUGUGACAGCCCCUUUCCAUCCCGCUGUGAGCACUCAGGCUGUCACAGCAACCCUCUCUUCUACAACUCCAUCUCCUACAGGGUGGAUGAAGCCUCUUGCAGCUCCAGGGGCACCUCAGCCCAGUCCUCCCCCAGCAGCGGUGCCCUUUUCCUGGGGAUGAGCAGUCCUCACACACGGAGGAAGUCAGUGUAGCUACCUGGAUUGUUGGGAUUGACUCUGGACUGAAGUUGCCUUUGUUCUUAUCUUUUGAUGUGAAUCUCUGAGAGGAAUACAGUGCAGACAGAGAUGCUACUGAUUCUCUGAAGGUGGAACAAAUUGUUUGUUUUUCCUGUUAAAAAAAGGUAGCAUUUACAGGUUUCAGGUUGCGCUUCUCUGUUUAUUUUUACAGUCAAAAUGUAGCUUUUACAGAUAUCCUGUUCUGCAUUGUAUUUAGCAAUUUCAU